UCAGAGGAGCAUUAUCAACUCCACAAUGAAUGAUUUUGUCCUGUCAUUGCUGAGUCGUGGGUAUGGCCAAAUUGUGCCAAAUGAAGACGGCCAUGCCGGAAGACUGGAGGUCUGUUUUGAACCACAGGAUUACUUCAACUGGAAAUCCCAGCCUCCACUGCUGCAUCUUACCAGCAGUGGCCGUAUUUUUGGAGGCCUGGAGCCUGCGCCUCCGAAAACCUACAGUACGAGGAGAGGGCCUCUUAUUCUGUAUUCAGAGGACCUUGCACUGGCAUACCGAUCUUGCCAGGUUAACAGGAAGAGAAAGGCUCUGAGCUGCCCGAAACAGGAAGCUGAGAAACAGCUGCACACACUGCAAGACCUGACUGGAGCCAUUUUGGCUUUUGGCAAAAGGAAGGUUGGAUCUCUUGCCGGUGUAACACACCCCUUGUUGCCAGAUAAACAUGUUACACAGAACAUCAGCAUGCAUCACAGACCUGGAGAGAAAAACUAUAAUUCAAGCCAAGUUAAAGGAGAAAACACUAAUCCGAUCAGAUACCAGCCACGUUUCCUCUGUUCCCCUCGGCCCAACAGGGCAGACCUGGGACCUCUACCACCCAUAUCGGAAGGUUUGGUACAUGUACAACUCCAGGAGAAAGCUCAGGCGCCAUCAGAUGAAGAAAUGACCUUUAAGACCAAAGAACAGAAAGACCAGAAACCGAAAGAGAGGAAAAGACAAGUAAAGAGUCUCCGGAUAGCGACUGACACAUGCAGAGCUCACAUGAGUCCGAUUCCUGAGACAGAACCAGCACAUCAGAAUGAAGAUCAAACAGUGACUCCAGCAACCGGAAAAAACACCUCUACAUCCAUGUGUUUUUCCAAACUAUGUGACCAUAACUUCAAAACUCAGCUAAAGAGCUUUUCAUUAUUUCGCUCUGACAUAUACCAGAUACUCCCACAUCUGAUCGACCAUCCCCAGGAUCUAAGCGGCCGUGGGAAGCGCAGCCGGAUGGAGAGUGGAGGUGGUGUUGGAGAGAUGUGCACUCUGAGGUCAGUGUAUGUGGAUUCGUCUUUGGAGUGCAGCCCACUCUCACGGGUCAACUACUACGGUGGACACAUGGAGGGAUCCCGUCAGAUGAGACAUUGCGGAGGUGAAACUCACAUGAGGAGAGUGAAUAUAGAAACAGAUCCCAGCUUCACCGUUUUCCACUUACCACCCAUUAACCAGAGUUCACUGGUCAACUCAAGCUCUGACAUCACUUUAACAAUGAAUCAAACGGAAAUAAAGGAGAAAAAAAGCAGCUGUGAGAAUUUACCAAAAAGGGACCUACACAUCCAUCUCCCUGACAUCAAAGUGGGAACUACACAUGAAAGCCCCUCGGAGAGACGCGUGCACAGCCAAGUGCUGCUGCUUUUCCCUGCACAAACAGAACAAACAGACACCCAUCAGCCAGAUGGUAUGCAACAUCACAUUGCAUACGAUUAA
This is a messenger RNA of Carassius gibelio (silver crucian carp), 1465 nucleotides long. RefSeq lists its product as uncharacterized. Bases 26 to 1465 code for a protein of 479 amino acids. The transcript is spliced from 8 exons. The record is from RefSeq and is a predicted model, not a curated record. Lineage: Eukaryota; Metazoa; Chordata; Actinopteri; Cypriniformes; Cyprinidae.